Messenger RNA from Misgurnus anguillicaudatus (oriental weatherfish), 1919 nucleotides. It is a transcript of the gene odad3, whose product is annotated as outer dynein arm docking complex subunit 3. The record is from RefSeq and is a predicted model, not a curated record. Gene Ontology annotation, cellular component: ciliary basal body; cilium; ciliary rootlet. Gene Ontology annotation, biological process: outer dynein arm assembly; cilium movement. Lineage: Eukaryota; Metazoa; Chordata; Actinopteri; Cypriniformes; Cobitidae.
AGUCUGCGCAGCGCAUCAUGGUCGAAACCAAAUACAGCGUUGAGUUGCUAGGCAACUAGUUACAGAAACAGGCGAAUCCGCGGUGAAUGUGGAGACAGAAAGCCAAAUAUAAAGUUAAAAUAAUACAUUUUGGUAAAAAUGUCGAGUGCGUUUUUGUCAGGGGCGAUCAAGCCCCCUAUCCAUGAUCAAAUAUCUGAGCUACAACGAAAAAUUCAACUUCUAGAGGGAGACAGAAAUGCGUAUUUUGAAGUCUCUCAAGCUGGCAUCAAGAAGAACAGAGAAACGAUCAUACAGCUCAGACAGGAUAAUAAAGAUCUGCACAAGAAACUGGCGAGGUCCCUUGCAGGAGAUGAACAAAUUAUCAGAGAGGCCUUUCAGAACCAUGGCGUGGAGAGAGCAGCAUUUGGAAACAUGUCUGGAAAGGCUGCUCGGACGGUGCUGGAUCAGAAGGUGUGCGAUAAAAUGAAGAAGCUUAACGCUCUGAAACACAACACUCAGACACACAGGCGCCGUUUAGAGGACCUGAAGCUCCAGUAUCAAACCUUCAAGCCUGUAAGCAAAGGCUCUCAGCCUGACGCCCAGAAAAGAGAAGAGGACAAAAAGAGCGACGGGGACCCCGCCGAACAACUUCCCCAAAAGAAGUUACGCAUGCUGGAAAACCGUCUGGAGAAAGCUCAGCUGAAAUGCCAUGAAGCGGAGCACAUCAUGCGGGGAUACCUCAAACUGAAAGGGCACCUGCAGGAGGAGAGUCUUACAUAUCAUUCUCAGCUGGACGAACUAGAAGCAGAAAUCCACAGACAGACACAAGAGCUCAAAGACCUGCAGGUCAUGAACAGUGAUGCUAACCUCUCCAAGGACUCUGCUAAGGCAGAGCUUCAGCUUCAGGAAGAGCAGGUUUUCAGAGAGCGGAGAGAGAGAGAGAAAAUCCUUUAUCGCUACAAGAAGCAGGCGGAGGAGAGGAAGGCUCAAGCAGAGAGAAUGGAGAGAAAACCCCAGCGGGCACCUGUGCACACCGAUGAGAUGAGCAGUGAGGCCCAGCACAGUGCCAUUGGAGUCGGGGAGGAAGAGGAAUCCAUCUCUGCAUUCGAAGAAGCUUUCCAGCGCAUUAAAGAUGCCACCGGGGUCACCGAGACACGGGAAAUAGUAGACAGGUUCAUCUCUCAGGAAGAAACUCAGAAACAUCUGGAGAAGAUGAAGGCAAAAAAUGAGAAAACUCUUCUUCAGCUAAAGGCAGAGAAAAAUGAGCUACAGGAUCAGUUUCAGGAGAUGAAAUACUCGGGAGAAACCAAACUCUCAAGUGAGCAGCAGGUGUUGCAAGAAUGUGAGCACAGCCUAGAGGAGGAGCAGCAGCGGCUGGAUGCAGCUAAAGAUCGUCUGGACCGGCUCGCACGCACACUCGUCUCCGUCAAAGCAGGAGUGCAGCAGCUCGCUGAUAAACUGCUACAUAUACCUCUGGUGAAGGGCCCGGGACCCCAGCUGCCCCCAGACUCCGAUGAAUAUGUUCUGCAGCUGUUAUCUGAGGCAGAGCAGAAACUAAUGCUGCUAAAGGAGGAACUGCAGGGCAAAGAUCUGGCAACCGCCAUGAAAGAGAUGAAAGAAGAUGAGUUCCAAGCCAGUAUCGAAGGGAAACUUCCCCAGCACAACACACGCGUUCAGUUGCCUGAGGCCCAGAAACUGGACCCCUUUGAUGCAGAUGACGAUGAAAGCGAUGAUGACGAGGGUGAUCUCAUCACCCGUGCCACCCUGAAGCAACAAUCGCAGCUCAUCAUCGACGCCAAGACCAAGAGAAAGAUUCGCGUCAAAAAGAGAAAGGGGAAAUUCUGAUAAGAUCAAACACGAGCCUUGGAAGUUUAUCUCCGUUAUUAAAGUAAUCUGAUAUGAAUAAAGAUUAAGUUCAAUAAAAGUGUCAUAUAGUUGAA